Pygocentrus nattereri (red-bellied piranha) is the source of this 4663-nucleotide messenger RNA. RefSeq names its product glucoside xylosyltransferase 1a (gene gxylt1a). Gene Ontology annotation, molecular function: UDP-xylosyltransferase activity. The coding region runs from base 148 to 1467 and encodes 439 amino acids. NCBI's taxonomy places the organism in Eukaryota, Metazoa, Chordata, Actinopteri, Characiformes, Serrasalmidae. Gene Ontology annotation, biological process: protein O-linked glycosylation via N-acetylgalactosamine. The record is from RefSeq and is a predicted model, not a curated record. The transcript has 8 exons.
GAGGGCCGCUGCGCUCCACUGUGUGGAUGGUUAUGAUGACACAGGCUUCCACACGGCGCUUCACCUGAGUCUCGGUGGAGCGGAGGACUUUCUAAACGGCAGACAAUGACGUAAAUUUUAGUUUGACAGCUCCUAUUCCUCAUAAAAAUGCGUCGGUAUCUUCGUCUUUUAUUCGCUUGCGUGAUAUUGGUCUUCUUCUCGGUGUUGUACGUGUUUAACCAGCUGGCCUCCUCUCUGGAGACUGUAAACUCGUGGACCGAGUCAAGAGCUGAUGGAGGCCCGCCGCACUACGCCAGGAAAGCCGCGGGGAGAGAAGGCCACGACUGGAGGGACAGGUGUAAGUCAAUGUCUGUCACACACUGGAAUCCCUAUUGGAGACUGGCCCCUGAUGUUUGUGGCAAGAACUGCUUUAUGGAGUCGGCUCGUAGGUAUGCUGUGGAUAAGACGUUGUCUGGGUUCAGUCAUGUGGACAGAGUUGAGUCGGUCAGGUUGGCAGUGGUGGCGUGUGGCCCAAGGCUGGAGGAGACCCUCACCAUGCUGAAGUCUGCUGUCAUCUUUAGCCAGAGAGCACUUCAUUUUCAUAUCUUUGCUGAGGAUGAUCUCCAUUCUGGCUUCAAAGAUUCUCUGGAAUCAUGGCCAGUGAGAUUUCGGUCCAAGUAUAACUACACCAUCUACCCCAUCACCUUCCCCAGUGAUAAUGCAAAGGAGUGGAAGAAGCUGUUUAAACCCUGUGCUUCCCAGAGGCUUUUCCUGCCUCUGAUCCUGAGUGAUGUUGAUUCCCUGCUGUAUGUGGACACAGACAUCCUGUUCCUGCAGCCAGUGGAGGAGAUCUGGAACUUUCUCUCCAUGUUUAACAGCAGUCACAUGGCGGCAAUGGCACCGGAACAUGAAGAGCCCCGAAUAGCAUGGUAUAACCGUUUCGCACGCCACCCGUACUACGGCAAGACCGGAGUGAACUCUGGAGUUAUGCUCAUGAAUAUGACUCGAAUCAGAGCCAAGCACUUCAGGAAUGACAUGACACCAGUUCAUCUGAGAUGGGUGGACUUGCUUAUGCCACUUCUGCAGAAAUAUAAACUCAAUAUCACAUGGGGAGACCAAGACCUUCUAAACAUCAUAUUUCACCACAACCCAGAGGGCUUGUUUGUGUUCCCAUGCCAUUGGAACUACCGUCCCGAUCAUUGCAUCUAUGGCAGCAACUGUGCUGCAGCUGAGCAAUACGGUGUUUACAUUCUCCACGGCAACCGAGGUGUUUACCAUGAUGAUAAGCAACCUGCGUUCCGAGCCGUAUAUGAUGCUAUUCAGAAAUACCCAUUUGGAGAAGAUCCAGUCAGCUCCCUGCUUCGCCCCUUGGAGGAAAAGCUAAAGACUACAAUGCACACAUACUGUGGAAGAUCAAGUCACAUUUUCACCAAGAAAUUAAGGGAGAGCAUUACAUACAUUCAGAAAGAUAAUCUCAAUGCAAGAUGAUCCCGUCCCCUGAAACCGUGAACCAUCUGAGUUAGAAGCACACACAGCAUUGAUAAGGAGCCUUAAGCCCAGCUGGAGAACAGGAUCAUUGCAGAUGUGUUACUUCAGUGAAAACGCAAUUCAAAUUCAAGUAAUUGAAAUCUGAAUGAAUUAAACUACAAUAUAUAGUUUUUUUUCCUGCCAGUUGUCCACGACUCUUCCAGGAAUGGAAAUGAAGAUGAAAUAUAGGCACUGAAAUCACUUUUAAGUGUAAUUGAGAGGGGCCAAAUGGAUGGAACCUGACAAUCAGUAGGCUGUUCUAGUUCUCUAGAACAGUUGUUCUUCACUCCAGUUCUAGCUCCCUGAAUGUUCUGCUGGGUUGUGUUUUUUUUGCCUGUUCCAGCUUACCUGAUUCAGCCCACUAGCUAGUCUUUAAGCCCCCUAGCUACAUUAAGUGUGUUAGAGCUGUGAAGGGCCUCCAGGGCUGGAAGUUUGAGAAGAUCUGUCAUAGAACAUUUGUGACUAUUAGCAGGAAUUAUGGAUAAAGAGCAAGGUUUCACCAGUUUCAGAAGUACCUUAUUUAUGUUCAGGGAAAGUUGGAGUUACUUUUUGGGUGCUGGUCUAGUUUUAGUAAAGAAUACAGUCUUAUGCAACACCCUGAGUCAAAUUAAAUGUUUUUUUGAUUUUCAAAGUGAAAAUAAUACAUUGGUGCAGUUUUACAUAUUUCGGGGGGGGGGGGGGGGAGGGGGGACACAAAAUAUAAUAUGCCAUAACAUUUAUACAGGCCACAUUUAAAUUUUUCCCCCAAUAUAAUAAAUUCAGCAGAUAAACAGCAAUUGUGUAUUACAAUAUGCAGAAGUGAGUUCCAUGUAUAGGCCGUGUUAACCUUUUCUUUACUUGGACAAUCAACAAAACAGGGGCUCCCAAACUUGUGUAAUUGUGAGACAGAAUCCUGGGGCCAUAUUACAGAAAAUCUUUUUGUCUUAAGAUCUGACAGGUCAAGAUAAGAUUGUUCACAAAUUCAUAUUACAGAAGUAAAUCUUAUCUUAAUUUAAGAAUCUUAUCUUACAGCAUCUUAUCUGAAAUUAGGAAAUCUUACUCGAUUCAAAUCGAUUGACUAUCAACUCGUGCCUGUUACCUAGCAACCGACCAUCCACGCACAGCGGAAACGUACAAACGUGAUCAAGUUAGUUAGUCAGACUUCUAGGUAACGUUAGCUACUGUUACUGAUGUAAAAAAAAACUAAAGCGUGAUAAACUGAACAUUAAUAAUAUUGUGUCAGCGCUUUGUGUUGUUUAUCAGAGCAUCGCUCCUCCACAGUUCAUUUCCUAAACACUUUAGCCAAGCGUUAUUAAUAUUAUUCCUCCUUAUAUACAGACACCCGUUCAGCUCCGUCUCCUCCUCAUUCACCAUCAUCUCUCUACAAUAUUGUAUUUUAUGACUUUUUAUCAAACAUUAACAACCGUUCUUAAAAACCGCUGUUUAAAAAAAAAAAAAAAAACGAAAGUCACACAAGUUAAAGCACCGGUUUAAAUAAAAAUGUAGCGUCAUUAUGCUACUUGUAGUGAACUGUGCUGUCCAUCACUGCAUAAAAUAAUAGAAACAGACGUUCAAAGCAGAAGACGCUCUGGGGUUUUCUUAAAGUUAAGAAAAUAUUUAGGCUGUUUUGGCAUCUUAGGUUGUUUCUGUAAUAACUUACCAUUUUCUUAUCUGGAAAUAAGGCAAGAUUAUAGACUUAGGAACUGUUCAUGUGUAAUGGCUUCUGUCCAAACUUCAGUCUUAACUGAAAUUGCCAUGACAACAAAGCAGCUAAGAUGAUCUCAGACUUAAGAAUUUUCUGUUAUACGGCCCCUCUUCUUUUGAUAAGAAAACGAGCCAAACUAAGCUUUUUAAUGUGUGAAUGUACCAUAGUAUACAUUUUUUUUAAUGUUUGUUCUGGUGGUCAUCAGUUAUGCACAGUGCAGUGAGGUACAGAUGAUAAACUCAGUCUGUUAACAUACAGACUUGCAUGAGGUUAAAGCAUCGAAGAUAAUAAAUCACUUAAUUUCACUGAUAAAAAUGAGGAAACAUUUGUUAGAACUUGUGAAUCUGUCAUGACAUUAGUUUCAGGUGAUCAGAACAUUUUAACCGUUUUUACAGUGUUAGAAUUUUAGAAUAUCACUUUCAACACAUGACAAUGUCAUCAGAUACUAGCAGAUUCAGAGAGAAUUAAUAACACUGCACACGUUUUAAAGAGUAGACAAGAUGGUGGGGUGGCUAUCCCAAACAAGAUUAUUCUAAAUUACUCUUAGAAACACACUUUAUUGUUAAUCAUUAUCACGCUAACUGUUUGUAAAUUGUAAGCCUAGCUACACUUCAGAAUCAGAGAAACAGAUUGUGUCAUUUAAGUUUUGACAGGGUCUCUUUAUUUUUGUUAUUAAUACAGUGAGACCAGCUGAGACUGGAGUCUUUUUUUCGUCUGACCCUGUUUGCUGUUAAAAAACUAAUGUAAUAAAUAAGUAGAAGUAAUGCCAAUCAUGAGAAAUGGUCAGGAAAGAAAACAGGAAAACCAUACACACUGAUCUGGGAGCCAGUCAGCCAGGAGCUUCUUAAAAUGAUCUAGUGAGACUGAAAGCUUCAGCUUUGCUGGUUUUUGAAAUUCAUUCCAAAUUUAAAGCUCCUGAAAUGUGACCGUGGGUUCUGUUAAAGCUGUGAAAUUACUCUAUGAAUGACAUGCCUAGACGGCCUACAGGGAUGUUUAUUCACUGAAGAAGAAAAAAAAGUUGAGGAAGAACCAGUUUUAGCCACUUUUGCAAAUGAAGUUUUCACUAUUGGCUGUGUAAUUCAAUCCAAGACUAAACAUAAUCUUUAAACUCUUUUCCUGUACGUCCACUUCUCAGACAGUAGGAGAUUAAAGUGUAUACACGUAAAGCUAAUGCCAAAAAUAGGUUUUGCACUACGCAGCAGAAUCAGUUAUGCUUCAUUUAGCAUAUGCCUGUGGAAUAACUAUGGUAUAUUUUUCUGUACAGUAAGACUUCAGUUUUACAGAGAAAACUACUUUCCAUAGUUCACAAAUUUAUAUUGUGUAUUGAGUCAUAUUGAUUUCAGAAUGUUCGUCUUGAGUGUCUUCACCGUUACCUUCAAAGACAGUACCUCAGUUGUAACAUCUUUGAUCUGUUGAAUGUAAAUGUUUGAAUGAUGCAGUAUAUUUUUGUAAUAAACAUUGCACUUCUGCCUA